AUGCAGGCUAUGCAGUAUGAAGGACACGCCGUCCCGGGGCAGUCACCCACCUACCCGAAUCACCAUUCGCCCCACGAAUCCCACCAUAGAACCCCCGUCCCCAAGAAUGUCGCCUUCGAGCUACUCCUCGAUGAGAACUCGAAGGUGCGGGCUCGCAUUCCCAUGCGAGUGCAGAUCUAUCCUCACGAUACCACGGAUUCGAUCGUGACGACGGUCAAGAACUUCUAUGGCAUCUAUGAUGGCGCUGCCAGCGGUGUUAGCUUUGAAGAUGAGCAUGGCACCACGCUCAUCGCUAGAUAUGAGAAUCUGAGGAAUAACAUGACCGUGUACGUGCGGGUGAUCCCGGUUCAAGCCUACUCGGACGACUAUGCCGAGCGCUUCUACGGGCAUCUGGAGGCUCGCAAACGCCCCAGUCUUGGCGAACCCUUCCAGAUGCUGCCCAUGCAAGCAGCAUCGGUACUGGAUCCGAGCCAACCACCCUCUCGUCCCGGUUCUCGAGUCGCUCGGAAGCGCAGUAUCUCGCCGUCCGCGAGAAGCCGUCGGAGCGCUUCCCAGCACAAGCAGCUACCAAGACCUGGCAAGAGCAGGGGCUCGAGCACCCAUGGAAGCCUCCAUGACGAUGCUUCCGGCUACAGUGACAGCGAGGGUGGCUACGGCUCGGUCUCGGGGGCAAAGAAGUCUCGAAGUGAGCAGUUAGGGAGCUCGGAUAUCAGCAUGGAGAAUAUACUCCAGGAUGGCCGUCGUAAACGGCCCAAGUUUGACAGCUCGGAAUUACCGUUGUUUGUUCCUCCUCAGGUUCCCCUCACUACUUCGACCUCCUCGAUCUCUCCCCAGCGUCGAUCUGUCGGACAAGAAGGAGUUGUCUCUCCGUUCGCUCGCCCCGCCCAGCGACCAUACAAUUACCAGCAACCGCUGCCGUCGCCGCAGAGCUAUAGCGAACAAGUAUAUGCGUACAGCGCCCCGCGCAAUUCCGUAUAUGCCACACCCGCCGUCCCUGACCAUGGGCAUCGCCUGCGUGAUCGGACCGCGACCCAGUCGUCGGGCCAGCUGAGCAACCCGGCGGGUCGAAGCAACGCGCCGGGCGUCCUGCCGACCCCCGACCCGACCAUUGCCAGCUGCAUCUCCGACGAGGACGUUGCCAUGCAGCUGAUCCGGCUCGGGGACGCGUCCAACUUCUCGCAUGGCCGCACCUCCGCCUCCACUCUAGAUGAUGCUUUCAGCGGGGCGGCGGAUGCAGCCUCUUCUACGGGCGCGACGAGUGACGGAGACGACUUCAGCGAGGAAGAUGACGAUGAUCUUCCUGCGCGCAGCCGACAGAGACUGGAAUCCAGCCCGAUGCUCCCCCCGGGUGCAACCAAGCACACUCACAAGCGGUUGGAUGAUAUUCUUCCCAGCUUCGACAGCUCCGACGGAAGCUACGACGGCAUGGACGACGACUACAGACAGGAGGAUCCCGACAACGGCCUUGUCAAGCACGAAGCGGAUGACAAUACAUUAUACAAAGAAUCAGCACCCAAGCCGAAGAAGCUCAAGACGCGCCCCAACGGCAUCGCUUCGAAUAAGCCUCGUUCAUCCAAGUCGGCCCCGGUGCGCCACAACAAAAGCAGCAAGACGUCCUCCGUGGGCGUGCCUCGAAAGGUCAAGUCGACCUCCAACGCAACCGCUCAACCGAAAGUUGUCAUGUCACCGCAGAUGGUGAGCCCGGCUCCGACUCGGAAGGCGUCGACCUCUUCCGUCAACUUCCAGCCUCCGCUGGCAGCCGACGAGGAAGACCUCUCGACGAAGCCGCGUUGCCAGCGAUGCCGCAAGAGCAAGAAGGGUUGCGAUCGACAGCGCCCUUGCGGACGAUGCAAGGAUGCUGGUAUUGGCCUGGAAGGUUGCAUCAGCGAAGACGAAGGGAACGGCCGCAAAGGUCGCUACGGUCGCCAUAUGGGGGUUCCGGUCAAGAAAAGCCUUGAUUCUCCAGAAAGCCCCGAGUCCCUACCGAUGAUAGCCACAGGCCCUCCGCUCUUCGCGAGCGCAGAUAAAAACAAGAAGCGCAAGCGCUAG
This is a messenger RNA of Aspergillus affinis, 2049 nucleotides long. RefSeq names its product putative C6 finger domain protein. Gene Ontology annotation, molecular function: DNA-binding transcription factor activity, RNA polymerase II-specific; zinc ion binding. The transcript has 2 exons. The record is from RefSeq and is a predicted model, not a curated record. Gene Ontology annotation, biological process: regulation of DNA-templated transcription. NCBI's taxonomy places the organism in Eukaryota, Fungi, Ascomycota, Eurotiomycetes, Eurotiales, Aspergillaceae. The coding region runs from base 1 to 2049 and encodes 682 amino acids.